GAAGGAUCUAUCGCUGGUCCCCCCUGGCCGACUCUGGACGCCGCUCUUGCCCCCUCCCUACGUUCCCUCUUGCUUCUUCCCUUCCCGGAGAGGGGAGAGGACUGGGAGGAGGGCAGGCCAGGGGCCCCAGAGGAGGGGGGCGCCGAGGGGCCGUAAUUAGAAGGAGCAAUAGCAGCAGCAGCAGGAGAAGAUGCUGAGGAUGCGGACCAUGGGAUGGGCGCGCGCCUGGUGUCUGGGCUGCUGUCUCCUCUUUCCGCUCUCGCUUAGCCUAGCGGCGGCCAAGCAACUCCUCCGGUACCGACUGGCGGAGGAGGGCCCAGCAGACGUCCGCAUCGGCAACGUCGCCUCAGACUUGGGCAUCGUGACCGGCUCCGGUGAGGUGACUUUCAGCCUCGAGUCGGGCUCAGAGUACCUGAAGAUCGACAACCUCACCGGCGAGCUGAGUACCAGCGAGCGGCGCAUCGACCGCGAGAAACUGCCCCAGUGUCAGAUGAUCUUCGACGAGAACGAGUGCUUCCUGGACUUCGAGGUGUCGGUGAUCGGGCCCUCGCAGAGCUGGGUGGACCUGUUCGAGGGUCGGGUCAUCGUGCUCGACAUCAACGACAAUACGCCCACCUUCCCGUCACCCGUGCUCACGCUCACGGUGGAGGAGAACCGGCCGGUGGGCACUCUCUACCUGCUGCCUACGGCCACCGACCGGGACUUCGGCCGCAACGGCAUUGAGCGCUACGAGCUGCUGCAGGAGCCCGGGGGCGGCGGCGGCGGCGGCGGCGGCGGCGAGGGCCGGCGCGCCGGGCCUGCCGACAGCGCCCCCUACCCCGGGGGCGGCGGGAACGGCGGGAGCGGCGGCGGCCCCGGGGGCUCCAAGCGGCGGCUGGACGCGCCAGAAGGCGGCGGCGGGACCAGCCCGGGCGGACGCAGCAGCGUGUUCGAACUGCAGGUGGCCGACACCCCGGAUGGCGAAAAGCAGCCGCAGCUGAUCGUGAAGGGGGCGCUGGACCGCGAACAGCGCGACUCCUACGAGCUGACCCUGAGGGUGCGCGACGGUGGCGACCCGCCUCGCUCCUCCCAGGCCAUCCUGCGGGUGCUCAUCACCGACGUGAACGACAACAGCCCCCGCUUCGAGAAGAGCGUGUACGAGGCUGACCUGGCCGAGAAUAGCGCCCCGGGGACCCCCAUCCUGCAGCUGCGUGCCGCCGACCUGGACGUGGGGGUCAACGGGCAGAUCGAGUACGUGUUCGGGGCGGCUACCGAGUCCGUGCGGCGGCUGCUGCGCCUAGACGAGACGUCCGGCUGGCUCAGUGUCCUACACCGUAUAGACCGCGAGGAAGUGAACCAGCUGCGCUUCACGGUCAUGGCCCGCGAUCGCGGGCAGCCCCCCAAAACAGACAAAGCCACGGUGGUCCUUAAUAUCAAGGACGAGAACGACAACGUGCCGUCCAUUGAAAUCCGCAAGAUCGGGCGUAUCCCACUCAAGGACGGGGUGGCCAACGUGGCCGAGGACGUUCUGGUGGACACCCCCAUCGCCCUGGUACAGGUGUCUGAUCGAGACCAAGGCGAGAAUGGAGUGGUCACCUGCACCGUGGUGGGCGACGUGCCCUUCCAGCUCAAGCCGGCCAGUGACACGGAGGGCGACCAGAACAAGAAAAAGUACUUCCUGCACACCUCGGCCCCUUUGGACUAUGAGACCACCAAGGAGUUCAACGUGGUCAUAGUGGCGGUGGACUCGGGCAGCCCCAGUCUCUCCAGCAACAACUCCCUGAUUGUCAAGGUGGGAGACACCAACGACAACCCGCCUGUCUUUGGGCAGUCGGUGGUGGAGGUGUACUUUCCUGAGAACAACAUCCCCGGAGAGAGGGUAGCCACGGUGCUGGCUACAGACGCGGACAGUGGGAAAAACGCGGAAAUCGCCUACUCGCUGGACUCUUCCGUGAUGGGGAUCUUUGCCAUCGAUCCCGAUUCUGGGGACAUCCUCGUCAAUACCGUGCUGGACCGCGAGCAGACUGACAGGUAUGAGUUUAAAGUUAACGCCAGAGACAAAGGCGUCCCCGUGCUGCAGGGUAGCACGACAGUGAUUGUUCAGGUGGCUGACAAGAAUGACAAUGACCCUAAGUUCAUGCAGGACGUCUUUACCUUUUAUGUGAAGGAAAAUUUACAGCCCAACAGCCCCGUGGGAAUGGUCACAGUGAUGGAUGCUGACAAGGGGCGCAAUGCAGAGAUGAGCCUGUACAUAGAGGAGAACAGUAACAUUUUUUCCAUUGAAAAUGACACGGGGACUAUUUACUCCACGAUGUCUUUUGACAGAGAACAUCAGACCACAUACACUUUCAGAGUCAAAGCUGUGGAUGGGGGAGAGCCUCCCAGAUCUGCAACAGCCACGGUCUCUCUCUUUGUGAUGGAUGAGAAUGACAAUGCUCCCACUGUCACCCUCCCCAGAAAUAUUUCCUACACUUUACUGCCACCUUCAAGUAACGUCAGGACAGUAGUUGCUACAGUGUUGGCAACAGACAGUGAUGAUGGCAUCAAUGCAGACCUUAACUACAGCAUUGUGGGAGGGAAUCCCUUCAAGCUGUUUGAGAUUGAUUCCACCAGUGGUGUGGUUUCCUUAGUGGGAAAACUCACCCAAAAGCAUUAUGGUUUGCACAGGUUGGUGGUGCAAGUGAAUGACAGUGGGCAGCCUUCCCAGUCUACCACGACUCUGGUGCAUGUGUUUGUCAAUGAAAGUGUUUCUAAUGCAACUGUGAUUGACUCCCAGAUAGCCAGAAGUUUGCACACCCCCCUCACCCAGGAUAUAGCUGGUGACCCAAGCUAUGAAAUUAGCAAACAGAGACUCAGUAUUGUCAUUGGGGUGGUUGCUGGAAUUAUGACUGUGAUUCUAAUCAUCCUAAUUGUAGUGAUGGCAAGAUAUUGCCGGUCCAAAAAUAAAAAUGGCUAUGAAGCUGGCAAGAAAGAUCAUGAAGACUUUUUUACACCCCAACAGCAUGACAAAUCUAAAAAGCCUAAAAAGGACAAGAAAAACAAAAAAUCUAAGCAGCCACUCUACAGCAGCAUUGUCACUGUAGAAGCUUCUAAACCAAAUGGACAGAGGUAUGAUAGUGUCAAUGAGAAGCUGUCAGACAGCCCAAGCAUGGGCCGAUACCGAUCUGUUAAUGGUGGGCCUGGCAGUCCUGACCUGGCCAGGCAUUACAAAUCUAGUUCCCCCUUGCCUACUGUCCAGCUUCACCCCCAGUCACCAACUGCAGGAAAAAAACACCAGGCCGUACAAGAUUUACCACCAGCUAAUACAUUUGUGGGAGCAGGAGACAACAUUUCAAUUGGAUCAGAUCACUGUUCUGAGUACAGCUGUCAAACCAAUAACAAAUACAGCAAACAGAUGCGUCUACAUCCAUACAUUACUGUGUUUGGCUGAAUUCCACUCAAAUAUGAUGCUCCAUUAUGCACCAUACUCUGAUGACCUUGCUACUUCGAAAGCUGCUGGAGCCUGCCCUUGGCCGUGGGGUGUCAGCCAAUCACUGCUUGUUCCAUUUGUUAUGCAUUUGAUUUUUAAUUUUUUUUCUCAUUUAAGGAAAAAUAGUAUUGAAAUAAAUAAACGUAAAAAAGAAAGAGUAUUAAUAAAGAAAUAUGCUAUUAGUGAGUGUCAGUUACCAGGAACUACAUUCUCAGAGAGGUAGUUAGCAGAAUUUAAUAAUGAAGUCUUUAAGAAAAAAUCUAAAAGUGUAUUUCAGCAAUGAUUUUAAGACUUUGGCUUUGUGUAAACCAAGGAAAAUUAAGUCUAUGAAGUCUCUGUCUAUAAUAUAUUAAAUAAUGACUAUGAAUAAAAUCCUAAAUUACUCAAUAGUUUUAAAGUGUUACAUAUUCAAAGCCUUUUCCAGCCCAGGGAGAUAGUUCUGCUAGAGUGAAGGAUAGUGUCUCUUGCGCAUUCUGGGUGUAUAUUUCUAAAUGCCACUGUGUGUAUUUGUAUGUGCUCCCACAGGUUAUAUGCAAAGACUUUGAGCAACAUUUCUAACAAAUAUUUUCUCCAAGACAAAUUUGAGAGAUUUAUUUUGUGCUUACCACAGGCACUGCCAAUGGGUUGUUUUUUCCCUAAUCUUGAAAUAUUGACCAAAAUAUCUGUAGAAUUUUCACGACUUUGUUGUUGUUGUUAAAUUUCUUAAGAAAAUUUAGAACCUUUGAGUUAGAUUCACAGAAGUCACCAUGAUCAUAUUCAGAAGGAAGUAGCUUUCGUUUAUCAGAAGACUAUUCUAUUUGAUGUCAGGUAACAUAAGUUCAAGCAGCUUCUGAGAAUUCAGCAUGUUAUAAAUUUUUGAGAAAGCAAGUAGCUGAAUUUUAGCUAUACAAAUAGUAAUUUUCUAGGUAAGUCAAGAAUUCUCUGCAUGUUCCCUCUAACUCUCUGUUUAUAUAUUUAUGUCUCUAUUUGUCAUGUUGUAUGUGUUUGUGUGCCUAAAAUAAGUGUUCCAUAUAUAAACUUUGAUAAUUUUGUAAUAUAUUUAUCAUACCAUCUGCCCUAUUAAAGUUUCCCCAAGUUUUGAGAUACUGACCAAGAAUUCCAGAUUCUUGAGAAUUUUUUGGUGAAUUAUUGUCAAUAUAAAAGCCUUUAAAGGAAAAAAAAUAUUGGGACAACAUAAAUAUACAGAGUGAUAGGAAAUGCUCACUAACACUUAAUCACUAAUGCAUGUAUUUCAAGUUGUUUAUUUUAUUAGCUGGUUAUUUAACUUUGCAAAAAGGAAAUUUUCAGAAAUAUCACUGAGACUAUAGUGAAAUUCUUCAAUAAAACCUAAUUAUCAUUAAUCUCUCAUUUUGUUUUGAGCACAGGACCAGUGUAAGAAACUGGUAAAAAACAAAAACUUCUUACCACUUUUGGCUUCUUGGAAAUAUUAUGUUUUUUCAUCCUAAAGUAAUAAACUUCCUUAGAUGUAUACUUAAAAUCCUGGACUGAAUCACAUCAACUCAAAGACAAGUUACAGACAAAAAACAACAACAAAAAAAUGUCCAGAAUUUUGGGAUAAACUAAUGUGUAACCACAUGGAGGGAACAUUUAUGAAUACCUUCACAAAGAACAUUCUGAGGCACAAUUUUGCAAACUUGGGUAUGUGAUUCAAUUUAUGAAUUUCUACCAUAAUCCGAAAGACGCAAAAUAAAGCAGAAAAAUUUCAAGUAGACCAUUCAUACAGUGAGGCUAAAUAUUUUCUUGUGCAAUCCUUAUUUCAGUUGUGUUUGUAUGCCUGCAUUAGCCCCUGCUUUUGGUUGCUAUGUACAAAAUUUGUCUUCUUCUGGAAGUAGCCCAAAAGGAAUGAGAACCACCCCUUUAGAUUGUUCCAAAUGGGAAACAGUGGCUAUUUACUGUUAUGGUUAGAAAACAUAAUAAAUCAAAACAAAAAAGUACUAAUAAUCCCAAGGAUUUUAGUGUGCUUAGAAGCUGAAUCAGAAUAAUCAACAGCAGCAAGCUAUGAGAUGUCUAUUAUCAUCCCUCUGGUGUUUUCUUGUUGUUUUUUUUUUUCAGCUUUGAACAUUUUGUCAUUGGUUCUUGUCCCUGCACAGACUUCCCCUCUACCCUAACCCCCUGCUCCCAAAUGUUCUCUACAUCAGAUCUCUUGACCACUCUCCUUUUCAGUUACUGGAAUUUACCAUUUAGGGAGGUACCUAUGGACAAAUGGAAAUAGACUCAGAGCAAUCCACCACCUUAUAUCUUUUAGCAUUUGGACAUUUUAUUUUAAAUGACAAUGCAAUACACUGCAAUGGAAUAUGAGGGUGUUAGAGACUGAUUUAAGUAAAGUUUAUUUACUUUAACACAUCCAAUAUCAGCUGAUACUGAGUAUGCAAAGAAAAAUAAGUCUUUGUCUUCAUGGAAUUGAUGUAUUAUAAAGAAGAUUACAGAGCAGAAAAAUGAUAGAUUGUGUUUGCCCUAUGCUUCUAAAGUUUCAAAUCAUUGAAUGCAUGUUUGCUCCUCAGAGCAAUCUUUGAGGAAAAGCACCAUUAUUAUUUCUGAGGUAAGGAAACUGGAGUAAUGAACAGCUUUUUCAGGACCCUGAUGGAACUAGCAAAGAACUUGAUCAAGUCUCAGAAGAAAUAGCCAAUCAGAAUUCAAAAGUACUGAAAACAGUUGGUGGAAGUGGUGAAAUUUGUGCUUUUGAAUACAGUAUAUUUUUAGACUUACUUGGGUAGACUCUUCUCAAAAGAAUUAGAACAAGCCCAGUUUUUCGAACUUUUUCUAGUCACAACCUACACUUUAUACUAUCAAAAAAACUGUUGUGGGGAUAAUGUGAAAUCUAAUCAACUACCCUAUUUUGUAAACAACAGCCCCAUAUGAGAUUAAAAACAGACAAACCUCAAGAAUUAAGUAAGCAACCAAGAUUAUCAUUUAUUUUUGAGGCUCUCUCUAGAAAAACUACCAAUAUCCUCCAGAAGUAAUUCCACAGUUUGAAAUGUCUCUGGGAAUUUCUAUCUGUAAUUUUGCAAAACACUUAUCUUGGUUGUGUAUAACUUUUGUAAUCCAUUUAUUUUCUAGAGAAUGGGUUGCUUUGCUUUCUCUUCUAUACACUAUGCAAGGCUUUGUAAUUAAAAUGAUGGCCAAAACAAAACUCUUUAGUGCAAAAAUAAUACACUACUACUUAAGGCAAGGGGUAGGUGAAGCUCAGAGAGACUGCCCCCAAGUUUGUCUUGUCCAUCAAGAGAUUCCCAGUGCCUGCUAGAGUGCUCAGCAUACCAGAGAUACCCCUAAAUAUUUGUGAAACAAACAAAAGAUCAAAGGGCCUGGGCUUUAGUGCUAAGGAGCCUGAAAAUCCGUCGACAUCAGGUCACUGAACUGUGGUAUGGCCUCUUUGAUUUCAAACUCUGAGAACAUCCUAGUUGUUAUUUUCUUUCCCUGCUGGGUGAUGUCUCCAGGAUAAAGGACUACCUGCCGGGUUGGCUCGAGUCCCUGCCUUCUCUGCAGGAUGUCUCUCUUGUUUCUGUACCAAAUGAGCAAUUCUCUGAUUCCCCCUCCUGGCUUCUUCUUAGUGGUGUUAUAAACACCAAACCCUUCAAAAAGAUUAAACUAAAGCACAUGUGGGAGGGAGGCACUGGUCACACGGUAGACUUCUGAUAUAUUUUGAGGGGCUGUGAAGAGGUGUGUAGACAUAUGGGUUUUCAGGAUUUUUUGGGAGAUCCUCAUCUGUGAGGAAAUAUGGAUACAUGCACGCCCAUGCAAAUGCAUGGGUCUCUGUAUUCAUCAAUUUAUAUAUCCCUGCAAGUAUUAUUCAUUCACUGUGUCAACCUAUGCUCACUGAUAAUGUAUUAUUUUUUUCCUUUUUCAUUCUGACUCUCCCUGGGGAGCAGUUGUUUUUAAAGAUGAGAGUCUAGCAUAUCUGUAAAGAGAAAGAUGUACUUGAUGUACUCAGGAAAGAAGUCUAGGAGAGGGGAUAUGUCCUUCCUGUAGACUGAUGGGCAGCAAAGCUGAGAAAUGCCUUACAACUCCAAAGCACUCCUUAGAAGUCCUGAGAUUCUAAGAAGUGCCUCUUUUAAAUUGCAAAUGACCUCUGAAGGAGUUGAUUCCGUCUUUGGCACACCUGGGUGUCAAUUGCUCUAAGCGGAUAAUGAGGUCAGCACCUCCCAAAGAUCAAUAGUUCUUAAGAAAUGGGGAUUUUGAUGAGAAUCCUGAGGAAGGGUGAACAGCCUUCCCCAGUUUAGAAGACUGAGACCUCUGUUAAGGCACCAUGUGUCUGGGACUCCAGCUGGGAGUCAGGAAGUAAGGUGAGAUUAUAGCCAAAAAGGGUAUUCAGUCCUGAUAAAAGCAAAUGUUUGUGUCCUUGAUUUUGUGACCGGAGGGCUGACACUAGAUGUCUAGGUUUUAUAUGACUGUAAGACUGGUGUUAAAAAGUAGUCAAGUGUUUAUUUUCUCCCAUUUCUACUAGUUGUUUUGUUUGGUUUUGGUUUUGGUUUUCAGCCUGCUGUAUCAGUGCUCUCUAUCUUCAUUCACUUUCUACCCCUGUACUUUCGUGAGAAGAAGAGGAACAAAGAAGGAGAAAAGAAGGGGGGAAAAGGCAACCACUGCAUGGCUAUACACUCACCUUCUCCCUGUUAUUAUUAUUAGACUACUGUAAUCAAAAUAGUUGCCAUGUAGCUGUUGCUUAUCCUAAUUUAAUUAAAUUCUCAGAAAUUGAGUGCUAUUAGGUCUUUACUAGGGCUUUUGCCUGGAGAAUCCCAUGGACAGAGGAGCCUGGUGGGCUACAGUCCUUAGGGUCGCAAAGAGUCGGACACAACUGAGCAACUGACACUUUGACUUUCACUUCAGGUCUUUACUGAGGGCUUCUCAGGUGGCUCAGUGACAGGGAAUCUGCCAGCCAAGCAGGAGACACAGGUUUGAUCCCUGGGUGGGGAAGAUCCCCUGGAGAAGGAAAUGGCAACCCAUUCCAGUAUUCUUGCCUGGAGAAUCCCAUGGACAGAGGAGGAGUCUGGUGGGUUACAGUCCAUGGGGUCACAAAGAGUCAGACAGGACUUAGAAACUAAACAGCAGUGACAAAGGUCUUUACUAUGUGCCAGAAACCUGAAUUUUUAACACUUCCCCCUUCUCAAUUCUGACUGCAGAGGGGAGGUCGGGCUAUGAAAGACUUGAAGUUUAGAGUCCCUGAAAUUCCUCACUUCUGCUUAUUGGUUUGGUUUUUGACAGCCUCUGACAAAAUAGAAAACUGAAGCCUGAUAAGGUGAUAGGAAAAUCUGCCUUUUGCCCUGACUCUGUCGCUGACUGGCCAGUGCACCCUUGUAUAAGUCCUAUCAAGUCCUAAAGCUUCUCAAACGCAUCUUCUGUCAUUUUACAUAAUAACCCUUGCUCUGAUUAUGUGACAGGGUUUAUGCAGGUCGCAUAAACUGUUUGGGACUUAUAAAACACUAGUGUAACUUGAGAUAGUAUUUCUCCAUAUCUAUGAAUUUCUCUAAGCCCUACUUAAACUGCACUUGCGCUUUUGGAGUAUUUUCACUAUUUAUAAUAUUAUAUGAAAAGGGUUUUUUUUUUUUUGGUUUCAGUUUCUUGGCUCUUUUUGUUUAUUUUGUCAUAAUCACUUAUUUGAAGCCUCUGAUGUUCUCUUAUCCUGGUUGAUUUCUUUGAAGUAAUGUUGAUCAAGGUGCAACUAGGGUGUGUACCUAUCCAUAGACCAGGAGACACUGGGUUUUGUCCAAAGUCAUUACAGAGCCUAUGACAUCUAAAUGGGAAAAGGGAAAAGAAAUAGUUUAUUGGAGCAAAGCAAGUAGCUUAGGAAAGACUCACAAUAGUUUGUAUCCAUUUUGAUACUUUUAAAAUAAAUUUACUACUUUUUAACAGUCCUUUCCUCUUCCAUUCGGUAUUUCCUAGAAGUUUUUCUUCCAUUCCUCACGUACAGUCUCUAACACUGAAUGAUCAUUUAUUGAGCUUUAGUUCUGUGUCAAUCACUCUGCAAUGGUGUCUAUACCACAUUAUAACAUCGACUCCUCCUAACAGUUCCAGGAGACAGGUUCCAUUAUUUGCUCCUUGUGACACAUGUAACCUGGGAAAAAGAAAACAGAAACUCAUAGGUCCCAUCCUCUCUAUUUAAAGCAGGUGCAUUCAGCUACUUGCAGUCAACUCUCCUCCAAAAUAAUUCUCUCUCCAAACCUGAGAGUUAUCAUUAACACAGUAGUCCUGAUAGAUUUUAAUCUGUGUGCUUCUUUAUUUAGGCUUUUGUGUGCAUUUUGUUCUAGUCCACAAUACCUGCUGUGUAUCCCCAGCAGUCUUACAAGACAGAGUCUGUGUUAGUCUGCAAGGGCUGCCAUAACAAAAUACCAUAGACUAUGUGCCUUAAACCACAGUAAUCUGUAUUUUCACAGUUCCAGAGGCUAGAAGUCCCAGAUCAAGGUGCCAGCAGAUUCACAGAGAGAGAGAGCUCUAGUGUUCCUUUCUCUACUUCUAAGGAAACCAGUUCUAUCAGAUUAAGGCCUUAACCCUUCUGAUGUCAUUUAACCAUAAAUUAGCCUCAGAAAGAUUCUAAUUUCGGGUAAAUCACAUUGGAGGUCAGGUCUUCAACAUAGAAAUUUUGGGGGCACACAAUUCACUCCGAAACAGAAUGUAUUCUUAAAGGAUGUGCGCUCAUCUUGUCCUGCCAGAACACCAGAAUGUAUUCUUGACUGGAGCAGAACACGUUGGACUGGACCACUGUUUCUUCGUGAGCUUGUCAUUCACCACAUACAGUCUGUACUUUGAUAGUAAAGAAGUUAAAAGAACCUUCCAUUUAAAACCUUUCCAUUUUACAAGAACCUUUUUUUCCUAUCAAUUUCCGAAAGCAGACCUAUAGAUGUUCUUGGCAUUGAUGAAAAAUUACUAUAGCUUUUGUGAAAAAAUAUGAACGUGUAAUGGGUAUGCAUGUGCAUAAAAUUUGAAGUUCAUUUUUUAGCUCAUUAUGUCUAACUUUUUAUGCACAUCAUUGAGUGCUUUUUGCAGUUUUCAGUUUUACAGGGAUUUGUGAUAUUAAAUGGGGCUUUCCUGGUGACUCAGAUGGUGAUAUUAAAUACCAUCUUAGUUAUUUCAAUUUUGCCAACUGGUAUGAGUUCAUGCAGGUAUAGUAGUUAUGUAAAAUCAAUAUUUGUAUAAAAUAGUCCAAAAAUUGUUCCACAAAUGUAACAGAAUUUUUUAAAAUGAUGAUGUUAAUAUUUAGUCUAAAAUAUCUAGUAUAUUAUUAGCAUUAAAGUUCGAAUAAAAAGUAGUAGGAGUUAAGGGGUGGAGGGGGUCGGUUGAAACAGCAAUCAUAUAGGCUUAAUAAUGCUUUCAAAGGACAGUUUCAGUGGAUUUUCAUGCAUAGUGGCGUAAUUGGUCUGACAAUGAUCCAGUGAGUCUGAUUCCCCCUAGUAUUUGGUGAUGGCCAAACGUGUAACCGAGGCCGAUCCCAUGCUCUGAGUGACUCUUCACAAACUAUUAUUAUGUGUGCAUGCAACACGGUACAUCAGUGCAAAUCCAUGGACACUUCAAGUUAUUUUUUUUACCCCCAUUGUGUCUUUUCAUUUUCUUAAUAAAAUUAAAAUUUCAUGUGAUAAAACACAUAAUGAGUAGCCUGGGAACUAUAUAUAUAUAUAUGUGUGUGUAUAUAUAUAUAUAUCUCCAUUGGGCUGUAUGAAAUGGUGAUAUUUUAGGUAUAACACGGGAUAAACCCAUCAACGUCAGAAAAAGGAAGCUCUUUUCUGUCCUUUAGUCAGAAUUUCUAGGCGAUGGAGCAUAACAGCUGAAAAGAUCUUUCCUAAGAAGUACAAACUUUCUGAGCUAACUUUACAUUUGACCCCCAAUAUUAAAAAUGGCAAGUUAAACAGUUGUUUUGUUCAGAGAAAUGGCAAUAAGUGUAGCCUAAAUCUGAAUUUUUAAAAAACCAUGUCUAAAUCUGCUUUUCAACGUAUUUAACUGUUGAACACAAGGACCAGUUUUAGAUACAGAGAUGGCAUUUCUAUAGGGCAUUAGGGACAAAAGAUGGUAAUGCCUAUUUUUUCCAAACCAGUGCAAAUGCUAUUAGGUCAGGAGUAUUAAAAUUUACUUCAUUACAAAAAAGUCUUACUUUUUUUUUUUAGUAUUUUACCUUUCAUAAGAAACUACUGUGUGUAUGUAUGUAUGUAUGUAUCUGUAUGUAUGAUAUGUAUAUGCAUGAAUAUGUGCGUGCUAAGUCACUUCAGUCGUGUCCGACUCUUUGUGACCCCAUGGACUGCAGCCUGCCAGGCUCCUCUGUCCAUGGGAUUCUCCUGGCAAGAAUACUGGAGUGGGUUGCCCUGCCCUCCUCCAGGGCAUCUUCCUGACCCAGGGAUCGAACCUGUGUCUCUUACAUCUACCUGCAUUGGCAGGUGGGCUCUUUACCCCUAGUGCCACCUGGGAAGCCCAUGUAUAUGCAUAUAUACAUAUAAAUAUAUCCUACAAAAGAAAAGUAAUACAGUUAACGUUGCAGAGAGAAAAUACUUAUCUUAUGCCAAUUAGGUGAUUAUAUGCAGGUACUGUUUUAGGCACUGGAGAAAUGGCACUAAUGAACAUAGACAAACAUCCCUUCCCCCACGGAGAUUCAAUUACAGUGGAAAAAUUAAAAAAUAAUAGCUAAACUUGCUGUGUUCUACACACUGGUCAACAUAUUUUACAUAUAUUAUCUCAUUAAAUAAGUACAACAGCCCUACAAAGAACACCUGUAAUUGUCUUCAUUCUGUAGAUGAGGAAAGUGAUACACAGAGUGAGCUGAGUAACUUGCUCAUCAUCCCACAAUUUGCAAAGUGUCCGAGCUGAGGUUCAAGUGCAGACAGUCUGGCUGCAGAGGCCAGAUGUGCAUAUGCCAAGUACAGGGAACACAUCUAUUUUAUAGCCAACUAGUUCCGUAGAAUGAAAUUGAAUUCACCGACUUCUCUUAAAGGCUUCAGUAAUAUUUCAGCCUUCCUAUUUCAAUACCUUUUACUGUGUUCUUGAAAUUAGGUCACUCAGGCCAAUUUUUUUUAAUGGUACUACCUUAAACCUUAAAGUUCAAAUCAAAAAAUGGGAAGAUAGAUAUUAGACUAGUCCACACUUCCCACUUUCUUUCUACCCAUUCUGUUCUUUGGGGAACACCUCAUAGAUAUAUUUUCCCUUUUUUUGUUAUUUUGUUUUAAUGUUCUUUGUUUCAUUAAGUAUUUCACACAUAGUCUGUUCUGUAAGUUAUUAAUACAACUAGGAAAAAACAAAUUUAUUAAUUUUUGUGAAUUGCCAUUUGAUUAGGAUGGGAAAUGCCUUUAUAUGAGAAUAAAAUUUUAUUUAGAAAGAAUUAAAAACCUACUUUGUGUUUGUUUUUGUUGUUUAGUCCCUUAGUCAUGUCUGCCUCUUUGCGAUCCCCACUGACUGUCG
This is a messenger RNA of Dama dama (fallow deer), 12817 nucleotides long. It is a transcript of the gene PCDH7, whose product is annotated as protocadherin 7. NCBI's taxonomy places the organism in Eukaryota, Metazoa, Chordata, Mammalia, Artiodactyla, Cervidae. The record is from RefSeq and is a predicted model, not a curated record. Gene Ontology annotation, molecular function: calcium ion binding. Gene Ontology annotation, cellular component: plasma membrane. Bases 191 to 3409 code for a protein of 1072 amino acids. The transcript is spliced from 2 exons. Gene Ontology annotation, biological process: homophilic cell-cell adhesion.